AGUUUUGGAAGGAAUGGACGCAGGUCAGGGUCAGCAGCAGACAGCCAUGGCACUGAACCGCCAACGCCGGCGAACCCCCUUAAACGUUUUCCAGCAGCCUUCACCGGCUCUAAUUCCCAACUCCAGUGGUACUGCACCUCUUCUCCGUGUAAUUUAUCUCUUCAACUUUGUUUCUCCUGGGUAAAAUUCACUCUCUUCUGUUUCUUAAUUUGCGAAUCAGAUCUACGAUUGGAACGCAUUGUGUCUCCGUCGAUGUCUAGGAAACGCCCUUCCGAGCCGCAGGCCACAACUGCGCGCGCAAGGAAGCGCCGCCUUGCCGCGGCGGUGGCCUCAGAUGAAGUUGCACCCCCGUCCACCUCUUCCCCCUGGGCGUGUCGUCUUCCAGGGGAUAUGGUUCGCCAGAUAGCGAUGCGCGUGCUAGCCGGCGAUUUUCUGGAUUACGUCCGCUUCCGCGCUGUUUGCACCAGUUGGAGGUCCGGCACCGUCUGCCCGCGCGGCCGCGGGGUCGUCGAUCCACACUUCCACCCGCGCCGCUGGAUGAUGCUGCCGGAGGGUCACGGUCUCUACCCCGGGCACGGCAAGCUGCGCGGCUAUGUCCGUUUCUUCAACCUUGACACGGGAACCUUCGUCCGAGUCAAGCUCCCGCUUUUCAGGAACCACUGCGCUCUUGAAUCUGUCAACGGCCUCCUUCUUCUCCAGAGAGACCAAGACACCGCCGUCCGCCUCCUCUACCCUUUCACAGGAGACAUUGCUGAGCUCCCACCGCUUGCCACCCUCCUAACUCAGCUGGACAAUGAUCUUCCUGUUGCAAAUCCUGAUCCCGAGCUGUCAAAAUGGUACUACAUCAGAUGCGGUAUAUGCGCUUCCGUUUCCUGCACCGGUGGAUCCAUCAUCGUCAUGCUUAUGUUCAGUCGUCUGCGGCGUCUGGCCUUCGCCACCUCCCAGGACCAGCAAUGGACCAUGCCAAGCUGGGAUAUCCCGGUUAAUAGGUCAACCUUGUCAUUCCGAGGCAAGCUAUUCUUGGCGCAAUCUUAUCCUAGCUCUAGUGGAUCAUUGGUUUUCCAGAUUGACCCUCCCCUGCAGCCUGGUUCGCCGCCGCUGCCGCCAAAGCUGAUCGCCACAUGUCCGGCAGAUAAGCUCUACUGCGGUUUCCAUCUGGUAGAGUGCGACUCGCAGAUCCUGCUUGUUGGCCAUAACAAUAGCUCUUGGUCGCACUUUGUGAUUUACAAACUUGAGGACCUUAUCUUGGAAACAUUUACCCCGGUGAAAAGCAUUGGUGACCGUGCUCUCUUCCUCGCGAACAAGUGCCUCAGUGUCUCCUCUAAGGUGCUGCCUACUGUCAUGUCUGAAACUGUUGUCUACAACCAUCCAACUGAUCGUUCUUUUGCACAAUACCAUCUCAAUACUGGUGCUUGGUCUCGACCAAUCGACACGUGCAGUCUAAAUGGCUGUAACCCGGGUCCUCGUAGCCUCAUCCAGCACGUCAUUACCUGCUGCAUUCGCGAUGUCUGGAACAAAGGGCUGUUAUGUUCGGAAAAGGAAUCAAGUGAAGCUGGAUUGCUUUUUUGGAAGGUGAAGAGAAAGCUCCGUUUUUGGUCAUGAAUGGUCCCUUAUAUCCAGAAGCUGGAAGCUUGGAUUUUCAUGCUGCCAUGAAGAAGGAAGACUAGUUAGAUUGCCAUGCGUCAUCGUCCCGUCCUCUUCGCUAUAAUGUAUCCACAUGUUAUCUAUUGUUAAGUUACUGUAGCUUGUAAAAUUAAAUGCGCUUACCUCCUGUUUUUCAGCACUGUUAAACUUGGUUUUCAGCAA
Messenger RNA from Lolium perenne, 1806 nucleotides. RefSeq lists its product as uncharacterized. Lineage: Eukaryota; Viridiplantae; Streptophyta; Magnoliopsida; Poales; Poaceae. The record is from RefSeq and is a predicted model, not a curated record.